AAGUGAUUGCAGGAGAUUUGUGGAGGCAUAAAUAUUAUAGUGAAGGGUUAUGUUCUUCACGUCCAAUAAGCAAGCUUUUGCUUCUCCCCUGCAACACAAGGUGGAGGUCCAUUCUCUUAGAUCUUCAUCCCUGCCAUGCUCCAAUUGUCAAGGAAGAAAUGCGGUGAUUUAUAUUGCGUACAACAUGUCAGCUGCCAGAAAGAUUCAAGUCUGAGAGCAAUAAAUUUAGAGCUUAAUGGUUACAAUGCCAACAGUUUGUUUGGCUGUGGAAGGAACAGCUCAAAACUUUUGCAGCACAGGAAAUGGUUGCAUAGAAUAUACAUCGGCUCCUGUUCUAUUCUCGGGGUCUACUCUGGCUUGCAUAGAAUACUCUCGGUGGUGCAAAGCUGCAGGUUGGUUGAUGACAGCAGGACUUCAGCCCCCUUGUUUCUGCUGGCCAUGCCCAUGGGACUCAAGAAAAGGUGAGUCUUUUUCCCAUCACCAGAGGAAAAAGGUGGGUGUGGGUACUGACCACCUUGCCCCACACUCUCUUUAAUUGGUACCAGAAAACACCAGAAACCUACCAAAAUCAUUUAAGAAAGCUGAUUCUUUGACAAGCAUUAGGCUGCUUGGGACAGAGGACAACAAAGGUAUCUUAAGCUUCUUUUGAGAUGAUUUAUCCAAAACAAGGGGAAAACCCCAGUAGUGCUAGUUUCAUUUGAAGUAACCACUGCCAUUAUACCCCUCACUUUCAUCCCUUUUGAGGCUUUGCUCAUCUUUGGUAAUCCCCAUUUUAAAUGAUCUUUACAUUCUCCUUUUUGUCCUUUCUGCUGAGAAACCUUGCUCAAGACCAGUUCUAUCUUGUCUCUUAUCCAUUUCUAUCAAGAGCACCUGCUUCAUGCUGCUGGAAAAUUUGAAUUGGUGCACAAAUUUUGAGUGCUAUCUCGAGACAUGCUAAUGCUCUAAUUUCUAGUCAAGCAAGUGUCAGUAAAAAAGGGACUUGAUUCAGUGUAUGAACAAUGUUGGUGUGCCAGGCAUAUGAAGAUCAUGUUUAUCCCCACAAACAUAAUCAAUCAAUCCAUACAAAUUAAUUUGACUUGGUUUUAUUUAAAUAAUGCCUCAAUAAAUGAGUUUGAGAAAGGUAAUGUGCAUCUGAUCUCUGAAGGACCACCAGUUGUUGUUGUGUCAGGAUUGAGGAAAGGCAAAAAAAGGAAAAAAAAAUGUGAGAAGAACUUUGACAUUUAUUGCUCUUGUAUGACUCCCAAGAAAGAGGUCUACCAUUCAUUAUUUUAUGUCUGUGAGUGGCAUAGGUCAAGCUGUGUCUGUGUGGUUGAUUGGGAGCCUUCUUUAAAGAGGCUCUUCCUGCCUUUGGCUGAAACCUUCCAAAUUGGUUGUUUUAUUGUUUGGCCUGUGUUGCAUGCUGCUUUCCGCAGUGGAGGAACUGUGGUACUUGGUGGGAGCUGGAGAUACCUGUAGACCCAUUUGGCCAUUCCUGUCACUGGCUUUGCUUCUUUUCAGAUACCCAUAGAGCCGCUUCUCUAAGGAUCUACGCUCAUGGAGUCUGAGGGGAAGCAUGACAUCCAAAUGCAGGGUGUGAAAUGCCAAACCCAUUUCUUGGACAAAAUGCAUUCCCGCAAGAUAUCUUCCGGGCACAAGCGCUCCAAGAGUGACUCCGAGAAGAGAAACAACGAAGAUAUAUUGAACUCUUCGGCUAAACCAGUUCAUCAUGCUAAGCCGGUUAAUGGAAAGUCUACUGGCGACAGUGAGAUCCACGAUAAGCAAUCGCCUAGCGCUAAGGUCCAAAUAUCACUGAAACAAGAGAUUCUGCAACUUGAGAAGCGGCUACAGGAUCAACUGGUUAUGCGAUGUGAUCUAGAAAAAGCCUUGGGGUAUGGCUGUUCUGUGGUUUGUUCCUCGAAAGAAAGUUCAAUGCCAAAGCCUACAAAGGAACUGAUAAGGGAGAUAGCCAUUCUAGAAUUAGAGGUCAUGCAUCUGGAGCAGUAUCUGUUGUCACUUUAUCGCAAAGCUUUUGAGCAGCAAACAUCUACCUUAUCUCCUCCUGCUAAUGGAAACAAAACUAAAAAGGUUUUAGGUUCUCAACCAGAGUCACUUCCUGAGUCAGCGAAACUUAAAAUCUCAUCUAAGAAAGGAAGCUCGAGAAUUCAAUCUAGUCAAGCAGAGGUGCCACAGAAAUGGACCGCUGACUCGGUGAAUCGAGAUUGUGAAGUCAAGUGUCAGGGGAAGUUACUUGGUUCUGAUAUUCACUGCAGCCAUUCUUCGCUUUCUCACCGUGCUGUUUGUUCUGCUAGAAUUUCACCUUCAGAGGAAAGUCUUGCUAGAGCUCUUGACUCGUUCCAUUCUCAACCUUUGUACCUCCACGAGGAAGAACAAAAUGCUAAUUCGGGGGUGAUAAGCUUGGCAGAAUAUCUUGGGACUAGUAUCACCGAUCAUGUUCCAGAGUCUCCUAAUAAACUUUCAGAAGAUAUGGUCAGAUGCAUGGGUGCCAUAUAUUGCAAACUGGCUGACCCUCCAUUGGUUUAUCAUGGCCUUUCGUCAUCUCCUGCUUCAUCUUUCUCAUCUAUGAGUGCACUCUCUCCCCAAUAUCUGGGGGAUAUGUGGAGUCCUGGCUAUAAAAGAGAAUCGAAUCUAGAUUCUCGGUUAAUUAAUCCUUUCCGAGUUGAAGGACUGAAAGAAUUCAGUGGACCAUACAAUGCAAUGGUGGAGGUGCCUCUUAUUUGUAGAGAUCGUCGGAGGCUGAGGGAUGUUGAAGACAUCCUACAUAACUAUAAAUUAAUCCUUCAGCGAUUGGAGACAGUUGAUCCAAGAAGGCUGAAAAAUGAUGAAAAGCUUGCCUUUUGGAUAAACAUACACAAUGCCAUCAUCAUGCAUGCAUAUAUAGAAUAUGGAAUUCCAGAAGGUAAUGUGAAGAAAACUUCUUUGCUCAUCAAGGCAAUGUGCAGUGUAGGUGGUUGUUCGACUAAUGCAGCCAUGAUACAAGGUUACAUUCUUGGGUGCAGGACACACUGUUCCGGGCAGUGGCUUCGGACAUUGCUCUAUCCGAGGUUAAAGCAGAAGGCCAGAGAUGAGUGGCAAGCCUAUGCAAUUGAGCAACCAGACCCUCUUCUAUACUUUGCGCUCUGUUCGGGAAGCCAUUCUGAUCCUGCGGUCCGAAUAUAUAACUCUGAUAGACUGUUCCAUCAGCUGGAAUCAGCAAAGGAAGAGUACAUUCGUGCUACCGUUGGUAUUUGGGAGGAACAGAAGAUCCUUCUACCAAAGCUUGUAGAAUCAUAUGCUAAGGACACAAAACUAAGCUCGCAAAGCUUGGUCGACAUGGUUCAACGUUACCUUCCCGAGACUCUUAGGAUGGCCAUGCAGAGAUGCCAACAAGGCAGAUCGAAAAAGAUCAUCGAAUGGGUACCUCACAACUACAGUUUCAGGUAUCUGCUCUCCAGAGAAUUAGCAUUUCCUCAGAUCAACUGACAAAUAACACGAUGCUGGCUGUGAAAGAGGAUUCACAUCUCUCUUUAUUUUGUUUUUCUUGUACAAAAACAAAAGAGCUGAUGCAUUUUGUAUAUUGAGAGGUUGCAAUGCAUCAUCACCUGUGCAUAAUUCAGUUGGCCUUGAUGAAAUCCUGACAUUAACUUUGGCAUAGAAGGUAAAAAAGUAUAUUUGCCUUUUCGUCAAGGAGAUGAUUGCAUGGCUUGUACUGACACCAGUUCGAAAGGAUGAUGGCUUCUGCAUCUUCUCAGGUGUUUCACUUGCUACUGGAAGUUACUCUCAUCAUCUUUCAGGAUUGUUGUAUGAAAGAAGGAUCACAUAACAAAGCAGUUCAAGCUUUCACCGAGUCCAACACAGACAUAGUAGACUCAUGUUUCUGCUUGAAUCAAAGGUGGAGAAGGAUGUUUCUCCUUUCCUUUUCCUGGAGAAUAAACAUGAUCUGAUCAGACUGCAGGAAAAGGCUAUUGUGUUUUGUGUUUUGGUUUGUAAUCUUUUUUUGCAAGGAUAUGUUGGGAAGUCACAAAAGUAGGAUUC
This is a messenger RNA of Musa acuminata AAA Group (dessert banana), 4011 nucleotides long. RefSeq lists its product as uncharacterized. Lineage: Eukaryota; Viridiplantae; Streptophyta; Magnoliopsida; Zingiberales; Musaceae. The record is from RefSeq and is a predicted model, not a curated record. The coding region runs from base 1534 to 3459 and encodes 641 amino acids. The transcript is spliced from 12 exons.